Molecule: messenger RNA, 882 nt
Organism: Lichtheimia ornata
Lineage: Eukaryota; Fungi; Mucoromycota; Mucoromycetes; Mucorales; Lichtheimiaceae
Product: ribosomal RNA large subunit methyltransferase J
Exons: 11
Coding region: 1-882 (293 amino acids)
Biological process (GO): tRNA methylation; cytoplasmic translation
Cellular component (GO): cytoplasm
Molecular function (GO): tRNA methyltransferase activity
Source: RefSeq, a predicted model, not a curated record
AUGGGUAAAUCGUCCAAGGACAAACGCGAUGUGUAUUACCGAUUAGCCAAAGAACAAGGCUGGCGUGCCCGUAGUGCGUUCAAGCUCUUACAGAUCGAUGAGGACUUUAACUUGUUUGAAGGUGUCCACCGUGCUGUUGACUUGUGUGCUGCACCAGGAAGUUGGUCUCAAGUACUCUCCAAAAAGCUAGCAGACAAUCACGCAAAGAAUCCUCAAGAGCAAGAACCCAAGAUUGUGGCCGUUGAUUUGCAGGCUAUGGCUCCUUUGGAUGGCGUGAUCCAAUUACAAGGCGAUAUUACCAAAAAGUCCACUGCCGAGCAAAUCAUUUCUUACUUUGAAGGUGAAAUGGCUGACCUUGUCGUAUGUGAUGGUGCUCCCGAUGUCACUGGUCUUCACGACAUGGACGAAUAUAUCCAAGCACAACUUUUAUUAGCAGCAUUGAACAUUACUACACACGUCUUGCGACCAGGUGGAACCUUUGUGGCCAAGAUUUUCCGAGGAAAGGACAUUACCUUGUUAUAUUCACAGCUCAAGAUCUUCUUCCCUACGGUGACAUGCAGCAAACCACGCAGCUCUCGAAAUUCUAGUAUAGAGGCAUUCAUUGUUUGCCAAGGCUAUCAACCCCCCAAGGAUUACACACCUACAAUGGCAAAUCCAUUGCUUGAUAUGCAAUAUGAUGAAAUGAACGACUUGGUUGGUCCUAACCGGGUGAUUGUGCCGUUUAUUGCAUGUGGUGACUUAAAUGGCUACGACUCUGAUCGCACGUAUCCUUUGGAUUCAUCUCAUGCAUCGCUCGAUCCAUUACAACCCCCUAUCACUGCACCCUACAAGACUGCCAUGGGACUCAAACGUGCCAACUUUUACAACCGAGUUGCCAAAUAG